Messenger RNA from Closterium sp. NIES-67, 2838 nucleotides. Lineage: Eukaryota; Viridiplantae; Streptophyta; Zygnematophyceae; Desmidiales; Closteriaceae. The record is from the annotation of a GenBank genome assembly.
UAAGGAAACUGCCAUUACCAGACUUCUGUAGGAGGCAGGCUCCCUCGUCCUAGUCUAGGUGCAUGUGCAUGCCUCACUGUUGGCUGGAACGGUGACGAAGAAUACUAUCGCGUAGUAACCCAGGGGAAAGUUUAAAGCCUGGUUAUUUUUUCCCCAUUCUUUUUUUCAUAUUCUCUUCCGCUCCGCAUCGCACCAGCCAUGGCCCCAGCGACGAGCAACGGGGUCGUGCAAUCGACGACUUUCGCCGAAACUGCAGUACAUUAGCAGCGGACGUGACGCGAGCAGUAGGAGUUCCUCGGAUUCCCGAGUCUCAUCAUUCAAGAAUCUUACCAAGGGCAAAACGCCCUUCCUUAUGCCAUGCAGACAUUCCUCUGAAACAUUCCUCGAAGAACACAGAAGAGCAUGGCUCCAGCGACGAGCAAGCAGGUUGAGCACCCGACGUCGUCGCUCGCGGAAAUUGCAGUGGAUUGCCAACGGGACUGUGAGUCUCCUCAGAAUGAAAGACGACGGAACAAGGCAGCGAGCCAAACGAGUAGCGACGCCGGUGACGGUGACGGUGACGGUAACGGAUCUAGCGGCAGCAGUCCGGGGCCCGCUACUUGGCGGAGCUCUGACGGAAACGAAUCUUCUAUUAUUACAGACUUGGAUCUUCUGGCAAGAGCCAAGAGGCUCAGCCUGGGAGCAGCCGCGUUAGAGUCUCGCGGAGAUUUGUCUAGAAACGACAUGCUUAUAUCAGGUACAUACGGGUCACACUCUCGUCCGCGAAUCACGCCUCUGAUCGCGCAUCUGAGCGAUGCGGCCAUCUCACCUUCGACUUCGUCUGGCUCUCUUUCUCACUCGGCCGCGGGCAGCCCGAAAAAAAGCAUGCACACACGACGACCCGGCUCGGCAGCUGCGGGCAGCCCGAAAAGAAUGUUGCAGUCACGGCGAGGAUCCGCGGAUCUGCUAGCUCAUGUGGAAACAGCCGCGAGACAAGCCGCCGCUAUUGAAGCGGCCGCUAGUAAAGGAGAAGCUACUAAUGAAGCAGCUGCGAAGUAUAGCAGGGGCCGUGCUAGGAACGGCCCGUCAUUAGAGACCAAGGAUGACUUGGCGGCAGCGUUUUGGAGCAGACGAAGGGAACAACGCGCAACAGACGACUUCACUAACCUUGUGGAGCUCGUGCGACUGCGGGAGGCCAACGUGCGGCUCGAAGCGGAGGUAACUCGCCUGCGGGAAAAAUCAGACCGCCUGGAGGGCGAGAGGCGGCGGCUGUCAGCGCGACUGGCGGCGGUGCACACGGCGAUGCAGCAGCUGGAGCGAGAGGCGUCCAUCAGGAGCCGCACGAGAGCAGAAGCCACUAUGGUGACCCAGCAUAAGGGGUGGAACCGGUGGUUCAGCGGUGAUCCCAGUGCCAUGGAGCGUGUGCUGGAGACAGCGGAGGACGCCAGGGUGGAGAGAGCAGCUGCUGCUGCGACUGUGGAGAAGCUCGUGGAGGAGAAUGCUCGCCUGGUGCAGCAGGUCAACGAGCAGAAGCUGCUUGUAACCAAUCUGGUUACCACCUUGCAGACCAGCAUCCCAAGAAGCUCCUCUGGGGUACCCAUGCUCCCACACCAAAGCCCUCUUUCUUCUCUGCAUCCGCUCACUGCUGCCAGCCUGUCACAUGUGCUCACUCAGCCACUGCCAGCUCAUGCCACGUCAGCAGCAGGAGCAAGAGCAGCAGCAGGAGCAGCAGCAGCAGAAGAUAGGUCGCCCUCCUCCUCCUCCACACACUCCCAUCUCUCCUUCCCCACCUCCUCUCUCUCUACCCCUGCUGCUUCCUCACUGGGAUCAAAGGCCCAAGCAGCAGUUGCAGCGGGUGUUGCUGGCUCCCGAAUGCGAGUCCCUGUUCCUCAGGAUAGUCAGGACGAGUCGUCCAGGUCUCCAUCUCCUCUCCCCGCUGCUCUGCACUCCUCUGGCCCGUUUCCUGCUGCUGUGGACAGUGCUUUGCGUGCUGCUACAGACACCUCGCUUGCUGCUGCUUCAGGCAGUUCUAGGGGUGGUCAACUCACAGCAGAGGGCAGCUCUACUGUGAUCCGUUCUGCAUACUCAUCCUCCUCCUCACUGGCAACUGAUGCCACCUCUCUCCUCCCAUCCUACGUUCAGCCUUCCUCUCUCCCCCCACCCUCCCUUCAGCCUUCCAAUCUCCCCCCACCCUCCCUUCAGCCCUCCUCUCUCCUGCCUGUAGUGCGCGAUGCUCCUCCCCCCUCCGGGGCUCUCUGUGCGCAGCGGCCAACACCUACCCUGGCAGAGUCUACCAGCCGCUAUCCUGCCAUCUGGCCCGUAGCUCACGGUAAUAGAGAUGACCUUGCAACACCAGCAGCAGGACGGGUGGCUGGAGAGGUUGACGUAGUAGCUGUGACUGUAGAUAAUGGGACAGUAGGGGAUGGAAGGGCACAGGUGAUGGUGGAAGAAAGUGGGUGUGCGGUGGCUGCUGGAGGUGGUGCGGGUGCUGUGGCUGUGGCAGGGAGAGCUGGGGUUGCUGAGCAAAACGUGGUGUCGCUGAUUGAUUCGCCGCUUGUUGGUGCGCCGUUUAGGCUGGCGUUUUUCCUUGUGAAGGUGGUGAGUAAAACGGGGAUUGUUCAAAGGCUGGCGGGAAGGCUGGUGGGGGGGAGAAAUAAGAACUCAGGGGGAGAUGGUGGAAGCAGUGGGAAUGGGAAUGCGGAUAUGGAAGAGAAAGCUGUAUCUCCCGUUGGCAUGCUUUAGGGAGAAUGUUCUGAAGCUCUUUAAGACAUUCGUAGAGGGCUAUUAGGGUGUUGUAUAUAACAUUGAAGUGAAAGCACUAAGUGUGCUUUAGUAGAUCGUUAUGGAUUGAAACGACGC